Molecule: messenger RNA, 3232 nt
Organism: Melanotaenia boesemani (Boeseman's rainbowfish)
Lineage: Eukaryota; Metazoa; Chordata; Actinopteri; Atheriniformes; Melanotaeniidae
Gene: agfg1a
Product: ArfGAP with FG repeats 1a
Exons: 13
Coding region: 189-1859 (556 amino acids)
Molecular function (GO): GTPase activator activity
Source: RefSeq, a predicted model, not a curated record
CUCCUUGUUCGAGGAGACGUGAGGCCGCCCUGACAACAGAGUCUCCGCUCCUACCCAUCCUCUCUCUCUCUCUCUCUCUGCCCCUAGCACGAGUCGGCAACCGUCAAAAAGCACAGUCCUUUGUUUUAGUUGUAGCUGAUCUUACAGCCUCUCCUGGUUUUAUUUAAUCACAUAGUAUAUAAUUUACCAUGGCGGCGAGUGCGAAACGAAAACAAGAGGAGAAACACCUGAAGAUGCUGAGAGAAAUGACGAGUUUGCCUCCCAAUAGAAAGUGCUUUGACUGCGACCAGCGCGGCCCAACCUAUGCCAACAUGACCAUGGGCUCUUUCGUUUGUACCUCCUGCUCUGGCAUCCUACGAGGACUGAAUCCACCCCAUAGAGUCAAGUCAAUCUCCAUGACAACUUUCACGCAACAGGAAAUCGAGUUUCUACAGAAACACGGCAAUGAGGUGUGUAAACAGAUCUGGCUUGGUCUUUAUGAUGACAGAACCACAUCGGUACCAGACUUCAGAGAACCACAGAAAGUCAAGGAGUUCCUUCAAGAGAAAUAUGAAAAGAAGAGAUGGUAUGUCCCUCCUGAACAGGCCAAAGUAGUGGCAUCAGUCCAUGCUUCCAUCUCUGGCUCCUCAAACAGCAGCACUAGCAGCACCCCAGAAGUUAGACCACUAAAAUCCCUGCUGGGGGAGUCGGCCCCAACUCUACACCUCAACAAGAACACACCACCAAAUCAGUCUCCAGUGGUGAGCCGUGGACUAACCCAUCAACAGCAGUUCCAUGAUAAGAAGUUUGACCUCCUCAGUGACUUGGGUGGAGACAUCUUUGCUGCCCCUCCCAAUGUGAAUGCAACAGCCAGUUCCAGUUUUGCUAACUUUGCACAUUUCAACAGCCACACAACGGCACAGAAUGCCAACGCAGAUACAGACUUUGCUAAUUUUGAUGCAUUCGGGAGCACUUCUGGGUCAUCAGGUGGUUUCCCUUCUGCAUCCCAAGCCCCAUUUCAACCUUCAAAUACAGGUAGCGCCCCAGGGGGACUAGCAAAUGCCAAUUUUGCAAAUUUUGACAACUGCCCCAAAUCGUGUAGUGCUGACUUUGGAUCCUUCAGUUCCUCCUCCCAGAGUAACUCCACUGGAGCUGGAAAAGACCCUGUACAGAGUAGUAGCCUUCCUGCCGAUAGAUACGCAGCCCUGGCUGACCUGGAUAACAUGUUUAGCUCUGCCAAAACAGAGCAAGGAGGUGGUAUUCCUGGUGGGGUGAGCUCAGCUGCAGCAGCAGGUUUGCCUCAGAAGCUGCCACCAGGUCCUGCAGGGGGGGACCGCUAUGCUGCUCUCGCCGAGCUUGAUACUGUUUUCAGUUCUUCAGCCCCUGCCACCAGUGUUUACAACACCUCCAGCACCUCACAAGGAAGUGUGUUUGGUUCAGAGACGGUGGUUUCAACAGCACAAGCGCAGCAGGCCAUGUCUGGCAUGGCUCAAGGUUUUGGAGCAGCACAAUCAACCAAUCCAUUUGUAGCUGCGGGUGUUCCUCCGGUAGCGGCUCCCACCAACCCGUUUCAAUGCAACGGCAGAGCAGCAAGCGUGGCAGCUGCAGCAGCAUCUUUUGGCACAGGCUCAAUGAGUAUGCCGUCUGGAUUUGGGAAUGCUGCCGCCUACAACCUCCCCACCAGUUUUAGUGGAACAUUCCAUCCAGCCUUUCCUGGCCAGGCUCCCUUCCCUCAGCCUCAAGCGUUUCCACAGCAACCCAAUGGUGGAGGAUUUCCAGCUUUUGGCCAGGUCAAACCUGUUGUGACUCCUUUUGGACAGGCAAUGGCAGGACCUAUGGUCCCUAGCAACCCUUUUCUGGUUAGUAUGGUGGCUGUGUAGUAAUUUAACAUUUCAAAGGUCUUUAAAAAGAUCAUUCUGGCUGAGAUUGGCAGCAACGCAGGGUGGCAGAAAUGGUACAAUAAAACACACACUCUACACACAAUCAUUUAUUCAAAAAGAUGUCUUGAAAAAGAAAUGUGAGCUUUGAAAUAAAAUUUAAUAAUCUUCAUCGGGCCAAACAAGAUGACCAAUCAUAACAUUUACAGAGCUCUCUGCCUCCAGUAUAUUUAAAGUUUCUUUGAAUUCAUUUAACUGAAACCAGUUUCUUGAGAUUCAGGACAGCUCCAUGGGGAAAUUUUGAUAAUCUAGCUCUUCUUUUUCAUUUGUUUCUUUAAAGGAUUAAAAUGGGUUCUUUACCAGUUAUGUUUAAGUUGCUCUAUAAUCUGCGUAUUAUUAUUUUUUGUCAAGCAAAGCCACAUGUGGCUCCAGCUACAUACUCCAUCAACAUAGAAAUUGUCAAGUUGUUUUAGUAUUAUUUCAAUUUUCCCCAACUUGAUAAGGAAUGACAUCCACCUGGAGCUCUACACCGGACUUCACUCGAAUAACCAAGCAGCAGUCAAUUAUUUCUUUUCUACUUUCUUUCCUUUCUUUUCUUUAUUUAGACUUUAGUAGGAAGAAAAGUUGUGAAAUAUGUUUCCUUUGCCAUCUCUUUUGGUCUUUUAUCAGGUGAAAAACCUUCAAAUGAAACAAAAAGAAUACACAUAACUUAUAGUUCAGUUGACACACAACAAUUCUUUGAAAUAAAAAAAACAAAUAAAUGCAUUUCAUUAUUUCUGUAUGAAUAGUAUAAAUAUCAAACUUGAUUUGCCAACUACUACAUUUUUUUGUAAAUAUUUAUUUAUUUAUUUUUAAACCCAACUGAUGUCAAUAUUUCUCUUAAAUUAAAAUCACCAUUUAGCACAAGAGUAGCAUUUGCCUACACACAUUAACAACACUUAAUCCUCCUCAUAAGUCCAGCACAGGAAGCUCUGUCAUUCAAGAAGUUCCGUCAUCCUCGUCACAGCGCUGGAUUAAUCGCUACAUUAAAUCAGUCCGUCAACUGGCAGAUCAGCGAUCAUUCUUAAAAUCAGAAAGAAUUUAUUCUCUUACCAGCUGCCUCUCCAGUCUCUUAUGGAUGUCUCUUAGUUUUUCCCCAACUCCGCUAAACAAUGUGACAGAAAUGUUUGGCGGCGUCUCCUUCCGACAUUAGCACUUCUCCACUGAUCAGCUGUUAGUCCCAGCUGUGGCUGCGUGACGUCACAGAUAAGCUUUCUCCCCGCUCGCUCUGAUGAUCUAUUUUCCCCACACGAAGUUUGACUGAACAGAAAUAGUCAUCUUUCGUCAGUCAUCUCUAGUCAUUUAAGUUUUCUGACUGUGUUGGUGUCCUUCCUUCA